Messenger RNA from Asparagus officinalis (garden asparagus), 1398 nucleotides. RefSeq lists its product as uncharacterized. The coding region runs from base 1 to 1245 and encodes 414 amino acids. The record is from RefSeq and is a predicted model, not a curated record. The transcript is spliced from 3 exons. Lineage: Eukaryota; Viridiplantae; Streptophyta; Magnoliopsida; Asparagales; Asparagaceae.
AUGGAUGAACUUAAGCAAAUUGAUGAGCAGAUUCCACUUACGUUAUGUAAGCUUGAGAAGAUUUUUUCACCUUCAAUUUUUGAUGUUAUGCUGCAUUUAGUAGUUCAUUUAGCAUCUGAAGCCAUACUUGGAGGGCCUGUUCGAUUUCGAUGGAUGUACCCAGUGGAGCGUCAGCUUUAUACUUAUAAGUCAUAUAUCAGAAAUAGGGCACGUCCAGAAGGGUCAAUUGCUGAAGGAUAUAUAGCAGAUGAAUGCAUGACUUUUUGCUCAAGAUAUCUAAAAGGCUUCGAGACAAAGUUUAAUCGCCUUGAAAGAAAUUAUGAAGAUGACAAUAGAGAAUGUAAUGAAGCACAACUAUCUAUUUUCAGACAUAGUGGGCGGGCAUUGGGUGCUGCCACCACCCGCUACCUUGAUGAACGUGAGUGGUUGCAAGCUCAUAUUUAUGUUCUAAAGAACUGUGAUGAAGUGCAACCACACAUUGAGGACUACAAUGAAUUCGUGAGAGAACCCACAAAUCACUAUGAUGAUAAAGAUUGGGAUAAGAACUUUAUCGAGUGGUUCCAAGCUCUAGUUUAUCAGAGUUAUCGAGAAGAUGAUGACUUACUUUCACUAUCUCGUGGUCCAAGUAAGAUUGUUAAAUGUUUUACUGGAUUUGUCAUAAAUGGACAUCGAUUUCAUACAGAAAGUCGAGAUAAUUGUUUGUCAACUCAAAGUAGUGGGGUUGCAGUUGUUGGUGAUGCUGGUGAUGGUGGAGAUAUAGAUUAUUAUGGUGCUUUGGUUGAAGUUGUCGAAUUAGAGUAUCCUGGUAGAAGAAAGGUUGUUCUAUUUCGUUGUAAAUGGUGGGAUGUGCACGGCAAAGGAAAAGGGACCGCUUUGAAAGAAGACAAAUAUGGAUUUAUCAGUAUUAACUGCCGACACUUGCUAAAGACGAAUGACCACUUUAUACUUGCUGGCCAAGCAUCACAAGUUUUUUAUGUUGAGGAUAUUGCCAAUGAAGGUUGGCAUGUAGUUCUUAAAGCACAACCCCGUGAUUCCUAUGAUAUGCCACCAGAUACAGAUGAUUGUGGGAUAACAGACGAUGGAGUUGAAGCUUAUUUGCAAGAUGAAUCAUUUGAUGCUCAGGCUAUUGCAUCAACAUCAUUGGAAGAUGAUUAUAUCAAUUUGAGAAGGAGUGAUAUUGAUCCAAUUAUUGUAAAUUCGGUCUCAACUUCAAAAAAGAGGAAAAAGACUCAAGCAGAGAAUUAGAACGCUUUAAUUAAAGAAUAGAACACAAAUGAUAUUGUGUUAUUGAGAUAAAAUUUAAGUUGUAUCUUCACUAUAACUAUUCCUUUUUUAGACAUAUGAUGUUCUUUUCUUCAUAUUUUGGAUGUGGCUUUGACAUUGCAGCAAGUGCUUCUA